Messenger RNA from Cucurbita moschata (crookneck pumpkin), 859 nucleotides. Its product is annotated as protein LAX PANICLE 2-like. NCBI's taxonomy places the organism in Eukaryota, Viridiplantae, Streptophyta, Magnoliopsida, Cucurbitales, Cucurbitaceae. Gene Ontology annotation, biological process: multicellular organism development. The transcript has 4 exons. The record is from RefSeq and is a predicted model, not a curated record. Bases 215 to 814 code for a protein of 199 amino acids.
UGUAAAAACAAACACCCUUUUUGGUGGUCACAAUAUAUAAAGAGCAAGGAGUGGGCACCUUGUUAUUCAUACUCUCUCUGUUUUUUGUGUCCCUCCAACCCCGCCCGCAAACUUCCAAACAAACAGAAUCAAAGGGAACUCAGAUUUGCAACAUUCAUUCAUAUAAAUUCAAUUCACUUCCUUCCUUCCUCCUAUUUCAUCUCCUUUUCCUGCGAUGACUCAUUUCCAGUCUUCUUCCCAUAACUCUCUUCAUGACCCCUCCGCCCCCCCUCAUAAGGCUUGGCUCCGCCUUAGCAUCGCCCCCACUCAUCUCCACCGCCCUCAACCACUCAAAAUAAAUGAAUCUCUGCCUCACCUCUCCACCCCAUUUCAACUCCACCCUGCACUUCACUCUCCUACCUCCAACUCCGACGUCCUCAGGGUAAUCGACCCUCCCCGCCGCCCUCAAUCCGGGAUUUGGUUUUCUCUCCAACCUUUGGAAUUAAACCAAGGGAAACAGCCGGCGUUGCCUCAGAGAUCCACCAGCUACUUGAGAGUCAAGGAUGGAAGGAUGAGGGUUGGAUUAGUAAUGAAGUAUUUGGUGAAAAAGCUGAGACUGGAAAGCGAAACAGAGGUAGAGAUAUGGUGCAGAGGGGAGAAGGUGGAAGGUUGGUUGACGAUGCAGCAGAUUAGAGACAACAUAUGGACCUCUAAACACUCCUCUUUUACUUUGCUUCCACAUUCCUCAACCAUUCCUCACAUCAUGCUUCUUCACUACUCCUACUCCUACUACUCCCCUGUUCCCCAUUCUUCCUCUUCUUUCUUAAAUUCUUAAUUCAUUUCUUUUUCUUUUUCUUUGUCUUCUAUCUAUUCUCUUAUA